AGGUGCACGAAUCCAAGCCCUCUGGAUGCCUAUAUAAGGUCCUCAGCACCCACCACGCAUCACCACACACUUACAAUCACAAGUAUUCCAGAUAAGCACGGUCCGUCCGAGGAGAAUGGCUCCACCGAUAUCCGCCGAUGCCUUGGUGGUGGAGGCUGCCUCGGCCAUCGCCGCGUCCCCAGCCAUCGCGCCGAACGGAAUGGUUUCCCGCAAGGACGUGGCGGCGGCGGCGGCGCCGGCCAUCUCUGUCGUCUCGAAGCAGACGGUUCGGCCUGCCGCGGGCGCGUCGGCGCCGGUCGUCGGAGGAGACCUCAGGCUCUCGGUGUCCGACAUGCCGAUGCUAUCGUGCCACUACAUCCAGAAGGGGCUGUUCUUCCCGCCUCCGCCUCCCAGCGUGCUCACGACGACGGCCUCGCUGGUGUCGUCGCUCGUGACGGCGCUCUCCCGCGCGCUCGGCGUCUUCCCGGCGCUCGCCGGCCGCCUCGUCACGCUCCACGACGACAGCAUCGUGAUACGGUGCGGCGGCGGAGGCGACGACGCGGACGCGGCCGUCGAGUUCUACCACGCCGUCGCGCCGUCCCUGUCGCUUGGCGACUUCCUAGUGCCCGGCGCCGACGUGCCGACGAGUCUCACGAAUGCGCUGUUCCCCAUGGACCGGACGGUGAGCUACGGCGGCCACGCGCGCCCGCUCUCGUCGUUCCAGCUCACCGAGCUCGGCGACGGCGCCGUGUUCGUCGGCUUCGUCGCCAACCACGCCGUCGUGGAUGGCACCUCCUUCUGGCACUUCUUCAACACGUGGGCGGGGCUGUGCCGCGGCGGCGGCGCGCCGAUCCGGGAGCCCGAUUUCCGCCGCAACUUCUUUGGCGAAUCCACCGCCGUCCUACGCUUCCCCGGAGGCGUGGGCCCGGCCGUCACGUUCGACUCCGAGGCGCCGCUGCGCGAACGAAUUCUCCACUUCAGUGCUGCCGCGAUCCGGGAGCUGAAGGCGACGGCGAACCACUCGAAAAGAACAGGUCAUCAAGACGCCGAGGCUAACGGCAAGCUCGCACAUGACGACUCCAAACUCCUCCAUGGGCGUUGUUCCGGUGAAAUCUCAUCGUUCCAAUCGCUGUGCGCGCACAUCUGGAGGGCCGUGACGCGCGCGCGGCGGCUGCUGGCGGCCGACAAGACGACGACGUUCCGUAUGGCCGUGAACUGCCGGCACCGCCUGCGCCCGGCGAUCUCCCCGCUCUACUUCGGCAACGCGAUCCAGAGCGUGGCGACGACGGCGACCGUGGCCGAGCUGGCGUCCAACGACCUGGGCUGGGCGGCGGCGCGGCUGCACGCCACCGUGACGUCGCACGAGGACGGCGCGAUCCGGCGCGCCGCGGCGGAGUGGGAGGCCGCGCCCCGUUGCUUCCCGCUGGGCAACCCCGACGGCGCGGCGCUCACCAUGGGGAGCUCGCCUCGGUUCCCGAUGUACGACGGGAACGACUUCGGGUGGGGCCGCGCGCUCGCCGUGCGGAGCGGACGCGCGAACAAGUUCGACGGCAAGAUGUCCGCGUUCCCCGGCCAGGCGGGGGACGGGAGCGUCGACGUGGAGGUGUGCCUCGCGCCAGACACCAUGGCUCGUCUCCUCCUCGACGAGGAGUUCUUGCAGUACGUGUCCUCCCCUGCACCGUGAUACGGUGACAGAGAGAAAGCGUCUGAUGUGUGCCAUGUUGCUGCGCAGCUCCUGGAUUUGUACCCUUCCAGAAGACAUCAAGUGUUUGUCAGCUUGAAUGAGAGUUUGAGUGACCAUGUAGAGAUGCUGUUCUGCUGUUUCCUUCGUGAUGAUGCCGUUGUAGGCUAGCAGCACUAGUUAUGGCCUCCGAGCAGCGGUGCAAAAACGGUUAUGAUAGGCGGAUAUGGUUUUUAGGUCCGUUUAGAACGUGGAUUUUUUCUUUUUUGAGUCAAGGAUUUCUCAUGUUAAACUCAUGUUAAAUUAAGUUGUAUUCUUGUGAAAUAGACAAGGACAGUGAUAGAUACUUGUAUA
This is a messenger RNA of Sorghum bicolor (sorghum), 2014 nucleotides long. RefSeq lists its product as uncharacterized. The record is from RefSeq and is a predicted model, not a curated record. The transcript has a single exon. The coding region runs from base 116 to 1663 and encodes 515 amino acids. Lineage: Eukaryota; Viridiplantae; Streptophyta; Magnoliopsida; Poales; Poaceae.